Molecule: messenger RNA, 792 nt
Organism: Acaulospora colombiana
Lineage: Eukaryota; Fungi; Glomeromycota; Glomeromycetes; Diversisporales; Acaulosporaceae
Source: the annotation of a GenBank genome assembly
AUGACUUCAAAGACAACAUUAUCAAUCCCGGAAGGAUACAAACCUAUACCAUCCACUGAACCGAGCCUCAUGCCUUUCCAUAUCGCAUAUUCUGGACCAGCCCCAAUAUCCACUUACUUUCUGGAGAAGCCUUUCACCCCGGGUGAUCACCGAAGUACUUCCAUACAAAAAGCCGCGAAAGAGGGGUCGUCAAAGAGCUUAGAUCCCUUUAAUGGCUCCCAAACUAAGGUGGAGGAAACUACAGAUGAAAAGAAUUCAGAUGCUCAACAAAAUCCUGCCCAAGACAAAAAUGAAAUGUUCUCUGCUGCAUUCCGGGGACGUAGAGUUAUUGGUCAAUUUGUACGCGUCCCAGAAGGCUUUACGGGGGUCAUCUUGACCGGAACUGGAACUCCUACAGUGUUGCAGCCAAACGUUAACACAAAGGCCUCUGUAUCAAAGCCUGCAGCCGACACUUCGAAAUCUACUGGCAGAGCAGCAGCUUUGAAGGCUAAAGCGGCUGCAAAGCUAAAGGCCAAAGGCAAACAACUCUCAUUAGAUGAUCCAGCCGACGAGAGUCAACCGCCAGAAGAUGAGUCACGGCAAGAAAUACCUAACGAGGAGAAAAUACUGUCGAACAAUGACAAUAUAAGCAGGCGAAAUUCAGUUGACGAACGUGCUUUUGAAAUUACCGCAAAAUUCCAAAGCUUCAAGCUCUGGAACCCAGACGUACCUGUAGAUGAAGGGAGCGAUGAAUAUAUACGUUCAUUGCAAGAGUGGAUGGUACUAUCUUCUGAGGUUUGUGUGUCUAUUUAA